Helianthus annuus (common sunflower) is the source of this 1090-nucleotide messenger RNA. RefSeq lists its product as uncharacterized. The record is from RefSeq and is a predicted model, not a curated record. The coding region runs from base 79 to 1035 and encodes 318 amino acids. The transcript has 2 exons. NCBI's taxonomy places the organism in Eukaryota, Viridiplantae, Streptophyta, Magnoliopsida, Asterales, Asteraceae.
CCUCUGACACACACACACUCUCUCUCUCUCUCGCACACACACUUCACACACUGCACAAACAUUCCAUCCAAUUUCAAAAUGGCAUCAUGGAUCCUCUCUCUCAAACUUCUGUUAAUCUCCACCGCCCUCAUAUCCGUUGCCGUAACAAUCAAACUCUCAAUUCCAUUUCUAUCCACCGGCCUUCCGGCCUUCUUGUCCGCCGUUGCCACCUGGCUCAAACCUCCCUAUCUCUACGUCAUCAUUAACGGAAUCAUCAUCACCAUCGCCGCCACUACACGCUUCCAACACCACGACAAUCAAUCUCAGCCGCAAGUACCCAACACUCCUCCACCGUCAGAUCUGACAUCGAAUUCGACGAGUUUUGGUGUAAUGGAGAUUCCGCCGGUGAGUUACGAUGUUGAGCCAACCGUAACGGUGGAGCCUCCGGUGGUGUAUGAGAGUAAGGAGGUGGUUGGAGUAAGUGAGGAUGAGUUUGUAACAUCGGGAUCCACGUGGAAGCCGUUAGUGAGUGUUGUUAACUCUCCUCCUUCACUCCGGAAGAAGGUUGAACCAGAGUUUGGUUUUCCGGUGAAGGAGAAGCAACCGGUGAUUUCAAGAUUUGCCAACAGUCGGAAACCGGUGAAAGCCAGUCCGGAAGGUGCAAGAGCAUUGAGAGUCCUAAAACCAAAGAAGCACGAGACACUAGAAACCACAUGGAAGAUGAUAACAGACGGCCGUCAACUGCCGUUAACAAGGCACCUCCGUAAAUCCGACACCUUCGACAAUCCAUCAGAGAAUUUAACCGCAAUGACAAAGACAAAAAUUGUGAAAAAAUCCGAAACAUUCAAGGACCGUACAACAACAACAACAACAUACGCAAACCAAAAUGACUACCCGUCAACCAACUCGAAGCUGAAGAAAGAUGUGUCACUGAGUCAGGAUGAGUUGAACCGGCGAGUUGAAGCGUUCAUAAAGAAGUUUAAUGAUGAUAUGAGGUUGCAAAGACAAGAGUCUUUGAAACAGUACAUGGAGAUGGUCAAGGGUGGGGCCCGCUGAUUAAAUAAAUAGUGUUUUUUGAUAUUUAAGGAAAAGGGUUUUUAUAAUUUGGUUU